CCAGCUCCUUGCCGUGCUGCUUCCUCGGGUGGAGGAGGAAAAGGCAGCUGGGGAAGGAGCGCUGCAGGAGCGGAGCGGGCGGCUGGCCCCGCCGCUGGGCAGAAGGGGCGGGGAGGCGGAGGCUGGCACUGGGAGCAGCGCGUACCUGAGCACGGCGGAGCGGGGGGACAGCGGGAGAAGAAUCAAGGAGAGGAGAUGGGGAGAGGAACGGGAAAGUGAAAUUCUAAGAUGCUGCUGGGAGCUUUAAUCCCUCUCCUCACAUCCCUUUCCCUGCACAGAAAUGGAAAAGUCACCCCACUCCCUCCGGUGGGGAGUGGCUAAUGUGGGAAAGCAGACCCUGGCAGCUGAACGAGAAUGUGAUGCUUGAAGAACCUUCUGCUCACUUUUUACACGAGGGAUGGAAAUCUCCAAAAUACUCGGGCUCCUGGUAGAGCUGUCAAGUCUGUUAUCCUGUCUCAGAUGUAUGGAGGCUUUCCUGGGAUCUAAGCCCAACCAAAACCACUUGCAGAGUGCAGCGGCCAGCGUGUGUGCUGUGGGACCUCUCGGCUAUUACAAUGGCUCCCUGGCGGUCACCGCGGCCGGAGCAGAGUGUCUCAACUGGGCAGAGUUCCCUGAUUAUGUUCAGCAGUACCCAGACCGUGGCCUGGGGGACCACAACUACUGCAGGAACCCAGACGGGGGAACGACGCCCUGGUGCUUCUACAGGCUUGUGUCAGGGGCCAUCGGCUGGGCCAACUGUGACUGUAACCAAGGUGCUGUGCGGUUGGCUGAAGACAGUAGUGUGGAGCUGUACUUCAAUGGACUCUGGGGUACCAUCUGUGCUGACCACUGGACUGACUGGGAUGCCAGCGUUGUCUGCAGGCAGCUAGGUCUCAGUGAGAUCGGCACAGCUGGGAAGAAGAAUCAUCCCAGACCAUGGCCUGUUCCCCUGCAUCUGCAGUCAGCAAACUGCCAUGGAGAUGAGGAAGCCCUGCUGCAGUGUGGCUAUCAGGAAGCUAUGUCAGGAGCUUGUAACCAGGGGAGUGCUGUGGUAACUUGUGUUCCUCCAGAAGGUGUAGGUGCCCCACUCCGUAUUGUUGGGGGGAAGGAGAGCUUUGAAGGGCGAGUGGAGGUUUACCAUGAUGGCAAGUGGGGAACCAUCUGUGAUGACCAGUGGGACGACCGGGAUGCUGAAGUAGUCUGUAGACAGCUGGGACUCAGUGGGACCCCAAAAGCCUUGUCAUGGGCUCACUAUGGGCAGGGAUCUGGCCCAAUCCUGCUGGAUGAAGUACAGUGCUCAGGGAAUGAACUCUCCCUUGAUCAGUGCAAGAAGAGUGACUGGGGACAGCAAAACUGUGACCACAUUGAAGACGCUGGGGUCUCCUGUAACCCUUUCACAGAGGGCACUGUCCGGCUGGCUGGCGGCCGCAGCCCCAGCGAAGGCAGGGUGGAAGUUUAUUACAAUGGAGACUGGGGCACAGUGUGCGAUGAUGGCUGGACAGACCUCGGUGCCCAGGUGGUCUGCAGGCAGUUGGGCUUCAGUGGUCCUGCUGCCCUGGCCUCUGAAGGAGACUAUGCUGCUGGUCAAGGCUUCAUCUUACUGGAUGAUGUGGCAUGUGUGGGGACAGAGCUGUCUCUCCUGGACUGUCCCCACAGCAACUGGGGGCAGCAUGACUGCUCCCAUGCUGAGGAUCUGGGUGUCCGCUGUUCCCCAGAAAGCAACACGGUCAUGGAUGGCAGCCUGGGGCCUCCCGUGCGGCUGGUGGAUGGAGAAAGCACCAAGGAGGGCCGGGUUGAGAUAUUGCUGAAUGGGCAGUGGGGCAGUGUCUGUGAUGAUGACUGGACAGACAGAGAUGCUGCAGUGGUUUGCAGGCAACUGGGAUUCAGUGGUACAGCAAAAGCCAGGGCAAUGGCUUAUUUUGGCGAAGGACAUGGGCCCAUCCAUCUGGACAACAUAGAAUGCAGUGGCAUGGAGCACACCCUGGGGCAAUGUGCCACGCCGGACACCAGGACUCACAGCUGCUGGCACCGUGAGGAUGCAGGGGUGAUCUGUGACUAUGUGGAAGAAAAGGUCCAAGAUAGCAGGAGAACAGGUGCAGAGUCUGGUGUGUGUGGGAUGCGCCUGCUUCACCGUCGCAAGAAAAGGAUCAUAGGUGGAAACAAGUCUCUGAGAGGCAGCUGGCCAUGGCAGGCCUCACUGCGGCUGAAGGGUUUUCAUCAAGAUACUCGUCUGCUGUGUGGAGCAACGCUGAUCAGCAGCUGCUGGGUGGUGACUGCAGCCCACUGCUUCAAAAGGUUUGGUGUUGAUGUACGGCGCUACCUCCUGCGGGUGGGUGAUUACCACACAGCUGUGAAGGAUGAGUUUGAGAGGGAGCUGCCUGUGGAGCGGAUUGUCCUCCACAGGAACUACUGGGCUGGCAGCAAUGAUAAUGACAUAGCCCUGGUCCGGAUGCGGGGCAGAGAAGGGCACUGUCUCUCCUUCAAUCAUCACGUUCUGCCCGUCUGCCUGCCUGACAGGAGAGAGAGGUCUGACAUCAACCGGCAAGCCUGCAUCAUCUCUGGCUGGGGAGACACAGGGAAGUCCUAUUCCAGAACCCUGCUGCAGGGGGUGGUCCCCCUUCUCCCACGGGAAGACUGUGAGGCCCGUUACGGGCGGAAGUUCACCAACCGCAUGAUUUGUGCUGGGAACCUCUCUGAAGAUAAACGGGUGGACAGCUGUCAGGGUGACAGUGGAGGGCCACUCAUGUGUCAGAGAUCAAAUGGACGCUGGAUCAUUUUGGGCAUCACUUCCUGGGGGUAUGGCUGUGGUCGGAAGGAUUCGCCCGGUGUGUACACAAAGGUCAGCAAAUUCGUACCCUGGAUCAAGAAAGUGACCAAGCUAAAAUAAAAAUAACUGAUCUCUAGGAAUUUCAGCAUGUGGUCCUUUUGCCCUGAAGCAGCAGAAGGAUGUGGCUUCUGGUCUGUGACUGAUGGAGAUUUAUUUUCUCAUUGGACACUGGCAAAAGACUUUCAUGUAGAUCUGCAAGGAAAACAGUUAUGACUGAUUCUUUAAAGUCUUUGGUUUCAUUUUAGUCUGUAAUCUGUAAGCAGAGAAAGCAGGUACACAGUGGUAACAAUGAUCAGUAUACAUUGCUCUAAAUAUCUGAAUCAUUUAAUGCAAUCACACCUAUUCCUUUGCCCUGGCACACAGAAAUGUUAGAAGUAGAGACAUACCUACUGCUGUAAAUCUUUUCAUGACUGUAUGUUUGGACAGUUGAAACAUGCUGAAAGAAGAGGUGAGAUGCUUGGAAGAUGGCACCAGGUGCUGGCAUAGUGGAAAUCUUCAGAUAUUUUUUCAUUACCGCUCUCUUGAGUUCCAGGAAUCAGAAGAUUUGACCCGAGUUGAGGAACACGCCAGCUGUUGGGUUUUUUAGCUUCCCUGUUAUGUCUCUAGGGGGAACCUUUUCUCUUCUGAAUAGUAGGUCUGCUCCCAUAGGAUCCCUUUCAAGUGUCUGCCUGGACUAAGAGAUCCUUGACCCUCCUUCUGUAAUCCUCUGUCACACAUUUUCAGCUGCCAGAUGCUAUAGUUUUAUUGCUGCUUUUUUGCUAUAGUAGUUUGUGCGUGUGGUUGGGCUUUUUUUUUGUUUCCUUAAUGUAGCAUCUUCUAGAAUCAGUUGUUGGUGUGAGAGGCAGUAGCUUUCUUGCCCUCAUGAUUACUAUGAAGAACUUAAAAUCGGACCUUAAGUAGCUGAAUAGACAUGUUAUUUUUCUUUAAAUCCAAAUGUAAUGUUAAUCUCAAACAUUCAGGUGUUGAAUCAUGAUUUAACAGCACUGUGAGGACUUCCUACUGGUCCCUUAUUAUUCAUCAUAGUUAUUAGCUGCCCUUUGUGCCGCUAGUCUUUAAUAUCUCUGUGUUCACAGUUUUCUAUGAAACAUGGAAUUACUCCUGGGGUAUAGAUACACCUCAAGCAAAUUACUGACUCCCUGUGAAAAACAAUCUUAUCACUAUGAAGGCUGUGAGAAUCCUUGUAAUUAACACCCUUCAAGUCCUGCAUGAGCCAGGAGGAAGGAAGGAAGCAUCCAAUCUCCUUUGCCUGUGUUUAUACCUUACUGGUGCUGUAGGCAAGCCUGUCAGUGCUCUCCUACGUUGACAUGGCCUGUUUCAGGAUACAGCUGUUGCUCUUCACUGUUUAACCUGGGACUGUGUCCCAAAUCAAACUCAUGUGCAUGAGGCUUACUAGAACUGCCUAGUUAGAUGAGCAGCACUCAGUAACCCUAGGACUGUAUUUUGUAAUAUUGGACAGCAGCAGAUGUUUCAAAAGAUAGUAUGUGUGUGUUGUGCUGAACAAGUUUUAACAAACUUUCCUUUUGGGGAAUUUUGUUCUUGACCCAUUUAAAUUAAUUACUUGAAUUAUUAUUAUCAUCAUUAAAAAUGGAAAUACAAAUACUUGAUCCUCUAGGUGUUGUACACACUCUGUGCGCUAUCCUUUUGUAAUUUUUUUCCCCUAAAGAGUUUAUGUCCCUAACUUUUAAAAACUAUUUAAUGUAUCAGCCUUCAUCUUCCAUAUAAAUGUUUAAACUUUUUAUUUUUAAUCUAACUAAGCUCUCAAUUCCAGUAUUUUCUGGCAAUGAAAACCAUUAUAAUUUUAUUCUCCAUCGCACAUAAUUUCUUUUUAUGGUUCCCGAAUUAAUUGCCUUUUGUUUUCAUCGAGUACCAUCUGUCCUUGUGUUCUCAGCCACGAGAGAAAAUAAGGGGCCUGGCUUUACAUUCUCUGUUAUGCAUUAUUCUAGAGAUAGUUCCUUUUCUAAGACUGUGGCUUCCUCUAUCUCUCUUCAAUCCAAACUGUCUAGGUGUCUUAUAACAUGCUAACUGUCUCUCUGUGUUUUCUCUUUCUGAUGGAUCUUUAAACUUUGGUAAACAACUGAAUGCAGUUUGCCAGGGGAGGCUGUAUCCCCUGCUGAUUAUUUGAGUUAAAUUUUCUAUAGCAGGCAAUUCUGUAAGUCAUUUCAGUGCUGUGUCUGUAUACUGGAGCUUGUUUUAAACUUGCUAGUGUGGUCUUGGUGGCAGCCUUGCUACAGGGGAAUGAAAACCCACUGAGGUUAGUUCUCCCUGUGUCUCAGGUAGGUGCAGCAGUCCCACUGAGCUCACAGAAAUUGCUGUAGGUCUGUCUGGGGAACUCUGAGCAGGGAGCACGUGGAGAGCU
This is a messenger RNA of Poecile atricapillus (Black-capped chickadee), 5162 nucleotides long. RefSeq names its product neurotrypsin-like. The transcript is spliced from 17 exons. Gene Ontology annotation, cellular component: membrane. Gene Ontology annotation, biological process: proteolysis. The coding region runs from base 398 to 2866 and encodes 822 amino acids. The record is from RefSeq and is a predicted model, not a curated record. Lineage: Eukaryota; Metazoa; Chordata; Aves; Passeriformes; Paridae. Gene Ontology annotation, molecular function: serine-type endopeptidase activity.